Messenger RNA from Ochlerotatus camptorhynchus, 1526 nucleotides. Its product is annotated as protein THEM6. Bases 642 to 1343 code for a protein of 233 amino acids. The record is from RefSeq and is a predicted model, not a curated record. NCBI's taxonomy places the organism in Eukaryota, Metazoa, Arthropoda, Insecta, Diptera, Culicidae. The transcript is spliced from 3 exons.
CCAAACUGUCACACACCGCUGAUUGCAUCCGAACAGUAGCCGCUCUGUUCUAUCAGUAAAUUUUGCAGUUUUCGCGGCGGUGCACAACUUUCCAAUUUUUCCUGAGCCUUUUCUUUUCGCCUCCCAAGUUUGUCGCAGUGCACUUGGAUUCGUUGCACACGGUCACUGCAAUGGUUUCCAUAGGGAAUUAGUGCGUGCAAAAUUCUCGCAGCUUGCUAAUUGCGUCGAACAAGGAGGCAAAUAAAACAUGGCCAACCAAGUCAAGUGCAAAGCCAAGGUUCGGCAAAAGUAAAGCAGCAGAGAAAAAGUAGGUGGUAAUGCGGAAAGCGAGCCUUUCCGAAACAGCUGAUUUUUCUACACUCGCCGCGGAAUCGACUCGUCCAUCAUCAGAGUAAAAAAGUUAUACAAACUUCGGAAAUCUUAAUCAUGUAAUGUCGCUGGCAGUCGUAGCUGGUAGAAGGUUCCCCUUUUGUGGAUUCUCCUGGAUCAUCGAUUUUCGGUUCCGGAGGUGGUAGUGAUUACUUAAUUCCCUGGAAGGUGGUUUCAUACGCUUUGCGGUAGGAAAAGGUGAAAAAUCAAUUUUUCAUGUUAAUUUUUCGCCCUGUUCUACGGAGGAAAGAGUGGAAAUAGGGCCCGAAGAAAUGUUGUGCACCGUGUUUGGAAUCGUGCUAGGAGUGCUUGUGGCUCUGUAUGCCCUGUUUGAGUUGCAUUAUUUUCUGAGGAUGUGCAUUUGUGUGAUUGCGGCCCGGUACGUAAAGAAACGGAUACAUAUUCUGGAGACGACCACUGUCACUGGUCUCUGUCUAACGAACGACAUCGAUACCCUCCUCUAUCACAUGAACAAUGCCCGCUACGUUCGGGAGGUGGACUUUGCCCGUGUGGACUUCUACGAGCGUACUCUGCUCUAUCGGACCAUUUGCAGUAAGGGAGGUUCGGUGGUUCAGGGGGCAACGACCAUCCGCUACAGGAGAUUCAUCCGACCCUUCACACGCUUCAGGAUCAGCUCCAGGAUUGUUUACUGGGAUAAUCAAUCGAUUUUUAUGGAGCAUCGAUUCAUCGGAACGUCGGAUGGAUUCAUUCAUUGCAUAGCUCUGUGUCGCCAGCGGGUCAUCGAAUGCUCGGUGGAGGAUGUCAUGGCGACACUGUUAAAGGCCAACGCUACUGCGACCAGCUCGACCGAGUGCUUGGAUCGAUUGGAAAAUGGUGGCACUGGCGGUGGAGGCAUCAUAGUUGGCAAUGGCAGUGAGUACGUCAGCAAGCUGAAACCGGAAAUGCCACAGGAGGUUGCCAAGUGGCUGGAGUGGAACGAAAUCUCCAGUGCUAGUUUACGGAAUGAGUGCUGAUUUGAUGGGGUGGCUAUUGUUGGAUGUUGGAAUUUUCCUUUAAGGUAACAACAGCGGGAUGAGAGGAGCAAUUAUGCUAAUUUGUGCUAAUUGUGGGUUGUUGUUUUCUAGGAAUUGCGUGUAAUUUGGCUGUCCUGCUUUUCCAUAGAAAAGCAACGUAGUUGAUGGAAAAUGGAUUCUAAA